Molecule: messenger RNA, 1677 nt
Organism: Talaromyces rugulosus
Lineage: Eukaryota; Fungi; Ascomycota; Eurotiomycetes; Eurotiales; Trichocomaceae
Exons: 1
Coding region: 1-1677 (558 amino acids)
Molecular function (GO): FAD binding
Source: RefSeq, a predicted model, not a curated record
AUGAGCACAACGCAAACCAACCAUGUGCCCGUUAUAAUCAUCGGUGGUGGAAUCGUGGGUCUCUGUGCAUCUCUUUUCCUUUCCAAUCAAGGCAUCCACUCGCUUCUAGUCGAACGACAUGCGGGAACAUCGAUUCACCCGCGAGCACGCAGCGUCAAUGCACGGACUAUGGAGAUAUUUCGCAGCAUGGGCAUUGCAGAGGCUGUCCGUGAAGCUGGUGCGAGUAUGGCCCCUACACGAGGUAUUUUCUCGGGGCCUUCGCUCAAUUCUGUUCUUGAGAAAAGACCUCGAAGAAAGGAGGGGCCCAAGUCGACAUCGUGGGUCCAAUCGUCCGGAAUUGGACCAGAGAAUGGUCUCUUUGUUACUCAGGAUAUGCUUGAGCCUGCCAUUCUAAAAGAGGCAAGGGAAAAAGGUGGAGAUGUACGAUUCCGCACCCAAUGUUUGGAUGUGGAACAAGAUGAAGAAAAGGUAACGGUUACAAUAAAGGACCGAGAGACCAGCGAUAUCUCCACUGUGACUGCAGACUAUGUGGUAGCAGCCGAUGGUGCAAACUCUCCAAUUCGCUCGCAACUUGGCGUAUCGACUACCGGUUGUGGUAAGAUGGGAAAUUUAUUAAACAUUCUCUUUCGCGCCGAUCUGACGGACUUGGUCAAGACUCGAGAAUUCAGUCUAUGUCGCAUCGAAAAUCCUGAAGUUGUGGGGAUAUUCACGUCAAUUAACAAUAGUGAUCGGUGGGUCUUUCAUUUGAGUUAUGAUCCCUUGAAAGGCGAGAAACCAGAACACUUUUCGCCAGACAGAUGCAAAGAAUUACUCAGGAUUGCGCUGGGGUUACCAGAAAUCGAGGUUGAAAUUAUUUCCAUCUUACCAUGGGAGCCGUCUGUUCAAGUUGCCACAAAACUGCAACAUGGCCGGAUAUUCCUCGCCGGCGAUGCAGCACACCAGAUGCCGCCCUAUGGUGGGCAAGGCGCAAACUCGGGCAUUUCUGACGCGUACGAUCUGACAUGGAAGCUAUCCGCUGUUCUUAAGGGAUAUGCGAGCUCACGGUUACUGGAAACCUUUGACAUAGAGAGACAACCAGUGGGGAAAACUGCCGCAGAUGUCUCAUCUGCACUUGCAGAUGAACUAGGGCUGAUUUCUAUCAAACGAGACUGGAGGACAAUAAAAGGAUUCGCCAAAGUCAUGGCGUAUUCAAGUGGAUAUGGGUAUAUCUACUCAAAUGAAAGUCCGGCAGUGAUGGUCGAGGAUCGAUGGCCACUCGGGGGUGCAACGUGGAAAGCAUGGAGUGCGUCUUCACUACUUUUCUCCUUGGAUGGCAGACCGGGAACCCGUGUUCCGCAUGUCACAGUUGAGAAAGAUGGGAAAGAAAUUUCAACACUUGAUCUAGUUGGAAAUGGGUUUGUGCUGAUAGCCGGAAGUGCCGGAGAACCAUGGAUUACAGCCAGUGAGAACGUUCGAAAGAGCUGGUCGGGAUUACUUCUUGCUGGAUAUUGUGUGGGGCACAUCAAUGGAGCUGUCAUUGAUAAGAAAAGAUUAUGGGAGACUGCAGCGGGGAUAUCUUCAAGUGGGGCUUUGCUGGUACGACCUGAUGGGUACGUUGCGUGGAGGCAGAGGAGAGCCCCGGUCAGCAUUCAGAACACAUUGGAAGAUGUCUUGAAACACUUACUAUGUUUCAAGUAG